GGUUCUAAGCCUGUUGACCUCGUCGUCUGUCAGAUUUUUACUUUCAGUUCUAACAGUAACAAUGUAGCAGUCUCAGUCGGAAGAGAACACUCAGGAACAAUGGCAAAACAACAUGUAGUACUGUCAUUGGUCAUUUUCCUGGUCAUAGCCUUGGCCUUGUACAUACAUACCUCUUGGUACAAACCCAAGGAGCAAGAAACUGUCAACUUCAACCCACACAUACCCAAUUUGAAACUCAGCUUGGACACCGCGAGCCCCCUUGUCCAUGUGUCUGAUGACCUGUUGUCCGCUGAGAGAGUCAUAGAUGAACUGCCCUACCCUCCACACUCACAACGUUUCCUUGACAGGCCUCAGGUCCUCACUGCCCAGUGUGUGACUAGUGGCACUCACUACUGGGAGCUGGAGGCUAUAGGCUACUGGGAAAUCGCUGUGGCCCACGAAAACAUCAACAGGACGGGACGGGAGAGUUCUUUUGGCCUGAACAUGGUAUCUUGGAGCCUGACACAUAAAGAUGGUAAACUGUCUGCCUACCACAACGCUGAGAAAAAGGUGUCUGAAAAAUCCCUCCAAUAUAAGCGUGUGGCAGUGACUGUUGGUUUUCAGGAAGGAACUGUUAUUUUCUUUGAGGUGGGGACAAAACUGAAACAGCUGCACAUGUUUACUAGUCAGCUAAGCGGACCCCUUUGUUUAGGUCUUGGACUGUAUCGCCCAUCCAGGCUAACCAUUCUAAAGACCUACGAAGUGCAUAAAGUAUGAAAGGUCAUUGUAGAUCAAGAUUUCAUUCUAUUUCAGCUAUGUUCUGACAUCCAGAGCACUGAGCAAGAAAAUGCCAUAUCUUUCUACUAAAACAUUUAGGGUAUUGCUGAUAAACAAAGUCUGACUUGAAUAUGUGAUGGCCUCAGACGUAUUUGUUAUCCCAUAGAAUGCUUAUAGUAGUUCAGGCUGUUGGCACGGACAGAAGUGGACGGUGGAAACCUCCGGAGUGCCGGCAGAACGUACCGGGAGUAGAACAACCCUUCUGCUUGUCCGAGGUGGUCUCGAGAUACGUGCUCUCCAAAAAAGGGUUGCAGAAUUAGUUAGAGGAGAAGGUAGAGGUGAGAAGCAGAAGGAAGAAGUUGAACAUGAAGAUGAAAGUAAAUAACUAAGCAACGAUGUAUUGGGUGAACAGGAGAAAAGAUCUAUAAGAAGCACAUGUGUUGUACUAUGCUGACCUUAACACAGGAUUUCAAGGGUGUGUUUUAUUCAGCAACAGUGAAUAAAGAACUAAUAACAA
This is a messenger RNA of Sardina pilchardus (European sardine), 1273 nucleotides long. RefSeq names its product E3 ubiquitin/ISG15 ligase TRIM25-like. The transcript is spliced from 4 exons. NCBI's taxonomy places the organism in Eukaryota, Metazoa, Chordata, Actinopteri, Clupeiformes, Clupeidae. The coding region runs from base 100 to 756 and encodes 218 amino acids. The record is from RefSeq and is a predicted model, not a curated record.